This is a messenger RNA of Maudiozyma saulgeensis, 1290 nucleotides long. NCBI's taxonomy places the organism in Eukaryota, Fungi, Ascomycota, Saccharomycetes, Saccharomycetales, Saccharomycetaceae. The record is from the annotation of a GenBank genome assembly.
AUGGAUAGAGAGACUGAAUUCAACAAUGAAACCCUCGCGAGUUUACCGAUGACUAAGAAAUUACAAAAUUUAGUUUAUCUGACUUUUCUACUUAUUGGUGUAGGAUUGUUAUGGCCAUGGAAUAAUAUAUUGAGUGCUACGUUAUUCUUUCAAAAUAAUAUUUUUAAUGAGACAACAACAUAUGCAAAGAUCUUUACUAGUUCAAUGAUGACUGUGUCAACCUUAACGUCACUGUUGUAUAAUAUUUAUUUGGAGAGAAGACAAUAUUCUUAUGUUGCAAGAGUGGCAAGAGGUCUUAUUUGGCAGUUUGUUACAUUUCUGUUAAUUACCCUAUCUUGUGCUUUUUCGAAGAGCACAGGGAUGGACUUUGCGUUCAUUUAUAUUAUGAUUCUAAUAUCGAUCAGUGCCAUUUCUACCGCUUGGACACAAAAUGGUAUAAUGGCAAUUGCCAAUGUAUUUGGACCAGAAUAUAGUCAGAGUGUCAUGAUGGGACAAGCUGUAGCAGGCGUCUUACCAUCCGUCGUAUUAUUAAUCGUAUCCAUUGGGAAGACCGAUGAUGACACAAAUAAUGGUAGUAAUAAAGGAAUUUAUUUCUACUUUUUGACUACAUCUAUAGUUUGUGUUUCUUGCCUUUUACUAUUCUACAAUAUGAAAAUAGAUGAGAGAUUUGCUAACAUUUCAAACAAUGACGCAACCGAUGAAGAUACAGUUAAUGAAAGACAACCAGUUCCAUUUAGUGUUUUAUAUUCCAAAUUGAAAUAUUUAGUGUUGUCAAUUAUUACAACAUUUAUUGUAACGUUAAUAUUCCCUGUGUUCGGAGCUAACAUUUUUGUUACAGGGUUACCUAUGUCAAAUGUACAAUUUAUCCCAUUAAUAUUUACAAUGUGGAAUCUGGGCGAUUUGGCUGGUAGGUUUAUUGCAAAUUGGAGGAUGUUCCGUGAUCCAGCGUUCACACCUUACAAGAUAUUUGUAUAUUCUAUAGCACGUAUUGCAUUCAUUCCAUUUUUCUUUUACUUUACAAUCAAAUCUCGUACUACCAAUGAAGAUGGCCAAAGGGUGCACUCUGCAGUGUUAGACCUAGAAUAUAUCUUAUUGCAAUUUCUGUUCGGGGUCACCAAUGGUCAUAUCAUCUCCAUGAGUUUCAUGAAAGUUCCAGAGUCUUUAUCCACAGAUCAAGAAAAGGAGGCUGCCGGUGGGUUCACAAGUAUAUUCGUAUCUACAGGUCUUACUGUCGGUAGCAUCGUUAGCUAUGUAUUUGCCUUUAUGAUCAGCAACAUCACCAAAGAAUAA